Messenger RNA from Lycium ferocissimum, 873 nucleotides. RefSeq lists its product as uncharacterized. NCBI's taxonomy places the organism in Eukaryota, Viridiplantae, Streptophyta, Magnoliopsida, Solanales, Solanaceae. The coding region runs from base 1 to 873 and encodes 290 amino acids. Gene Ontology annotation, biological process: chromatin remodeling. The record is from RefSeq and is a predicted model, not a curated record. The transcript has a single exon. Gene Ontology annotation, cellular component: nucleus.
AUGGGUAGGACCAAAGCGAAGGAUGUGGACGGGUACAAGCUUUGGUUCUCGGGCAAAUCAAGGUAUAGGAAUGGGGUAGGGAUCUUAGUAGAUAGUGAGCUUAGAGAUCAGGUGGUAGAAGUUAGGAGGAUCAACGACAGGAUGAUGGCGAUUAAGUUAGUCGUUGGAGGGUUCACCUUGAACAUUAUUAGUGCCUACGCGCCACAAGUGGGUUUAGACGAGGAGGUAAAAAGGCGCUUUUGGGAGGACUUGGACGAAGUGGUGGCAAGUAUACCGCCUACUGAGAAGCUAUUCAUAGGAGGAGAUUUCAAUGGGCACAUUGGGUCUGUUUCGAGGGGUUAUGACGAGGUGCAUGGAGGAUUUGGCUUCGGGGACAGGAAUGGUGGAGGAGUCUCGCUCUGGAUUUCGCAAAAAGCUUUUGGAUUGGUGGUAGCCAACUCGUGUUUUCCGAAGAAGGAGGAGCACUUGGUAACCUUUCGUAGCUCAGUGGCUGCGACGCAAAUAGACUUCUUGCUCCUUAGAAAAGAUGAUAAAGGCCUCUGUAAGGACUGCAAGGUCAUACCGAGUGAGAAUCUUACGACCCAACAUAAACUAUUGGUGAUGGAUUUGGAGAUAAGAAGGAAGAAGAAGAAGAAGGUUGUGGAUGAUCGAGCGAGGAUUAAGUGGGGGAGUUUGACUCCGUCUAGUGCCCUAGAGAUGGGAGAGAAGUUGAUGGCUAUGGGAGCGUGGGAUAGUAAGGGGGAUGCGAGCAGUAUGUGGGAUAGGACGGCCGGUUGCGUUCGGGAAGCGGUAGAGAGGUAUUGGGGGUCUCACGAGGUCGCCGUGGUGGGCACGCGGGGAUUGGUGGUGGAAUGGAGAAGUCCAGGAAGGUAG